Messenger RNA from Oreochromis aureus, 3882 nucleotides. Its product is annotated as interferon-induced very large GTPase 1-like. Gene Ontology annotation, cellular component: membrane. Gene Ontology annotation, molecular function: GTP binding. The record is from RefSeq and is a predicted model, not a curated record. Bases 1 to 3879 code for a protein of 1292 amino acids. The transcript is spliced from 6 exons. NCBI's taxonomy places the organism in Eukaryota, Metazoa, Chordata, Actinopteri, Cichliformes, Cichlidae.
AUGGAGAACAUUCACAGCGCAGCAGCAGCAGGUGGAGGAGAGGCUGAGAUCAGAUCUGAGGUCUCGUCUUUGAAACCUGACAAAGGUUCCUCAGAUGAGGACGUGAGUGGAAACAUGUCAGUGAAGGUUUCUGAUGAACUCAUCAAGAAUCCAUUUCAAAGACAAACUGAGACACUGAUUGAUAGACUUCAGCUUCAAGACAAACUGCAGCAGAAGUUCUCACCAGAGGAUUUUCUUCAGAUCCGUCCACCUGUGACACGGAACUAUGUCACAUCUGAGAAACAUCUGGCUCACAUGUUUCUCCGCAGGCUGAUGAUGUUAGACUGCAGGGACAGAUAUAUUCCUGUAAGACCAGACAGUCCUGAGGGGACAGAGCCAAAGCCCAGGCCGGUGACUGACAUCCCUGAGAAGCAUUACAGUGAUUGGGAGGUUUUUUUGAACACCAGCGUGGACACAGAACAGACUCACCUGCAUCCAAUGGAUGUUCAGAUGGCUGUAUUUCACUGCUCAGACAGCUUCCUUAAACAGAUGAUGGUCACAAAGCUCUCUCAGUGUCAGUACGCUUUACCUUUGCUGGUCCCUGACCCAGUCACAGUGGAGAUUGAGUGUCCUCUGUGGACUUUCAGACAGAUAACAAAAACCUGGACUGUGACUCAGAUCAAAGAUGGCUCACCCAUCGUCACCAUGAAGAGUGUUCCAGUCUGCAAAGCUCAGACACCCUUGGUGUCAUUUUUCCGCCUGGGUUCUCUGUCAGUGUCUAAAUCUCAGCUGAUGAACACUUUGAUCAACGACCGUCACAGCAGCUUCUUCCACAGGAACUGCCCAGGAAGCACCAGGUCUCGCCAUCUGAUGGAUGGUGUGGCAGAGAUAGCCUGGUACUGCCCUGCUGGGAAACCCACUGAUGCCUUCAGCGACUGCAUGGCUUUUUGUAAUCUUCACGGUGAUGCUCUGCAGAUUGAAAAACAGCGUGACAUACUGAUUGAAAAAUCCUCCAUCAACGUUUUCCUUGUUGCAUCCCUGCAAAAACAUGAAGAAAGCAGAUCACUUAUAGCCACCCUCUUUAAGUCUCAUAAACCUCUCAUUUGUCUCAGUGAUGAUGACAGCGGUGAUGCUGUCAGGACAAAAAAGGGAAAAUACAAAAUGGGUCUCAAAGGCAGAAACCAGUCAGAUGUAUCUGAAGAGCUGAAAAAGAUCAUUAGAGAUGUUUUAUCUUCUGUAGAAGUUUCCAGUUUGAAACCAUCCUUCCAGCUUGAAACCUUGGCUGAGCUCUCUGGAGUCAGAGUGGAUGAAAGUGACCCAGCCUGUCAGAGAGGCAGAUCUGCUGCUCUGGAAAUAAUGCAGCUGAUUACAAAGGAUAACCUGGAUAUCUCAAAGAUCAAAGAGGAAUUCCUCCCUUAUCAAAACCAUCUGUGGCAUCAGUGGAUCAAAAUACACAAAGAACUGAAUCAUCUCAGAGGAAACAGUGAAAAGGAGAAAAGUAAAAAGCAGCAGAAACUGAUGGACAUGCGUCAGAAACAACGUGCUGCUUCCUGCAGUAAACUGAUGGAGCUGUUCAUCAACAGCCUCUCAGCACUGCCACCAACAGACAGAGAAGAACGCUUCUUCUGUGAAAUGGGACACAUCUAUGAAGCCCACAGAACAACAGACAGAGAGAGCAGAGAUGCUGACUGGUGUAAAUACGCUGAGCUGGCUGCACAGCUGAUGAUAUCAGGACACCCAGUGGAGCUGAUGGACGGGGAUGCAGGUCACCUGCCUUUCACAUGGAUCUCCAGCCUCUUAGAGGAAGUCAUCCAGAAACUGGGGGACCAGAGAGUUUUUGUGUUGUCAGUGUUGGGCCUCCAGAGCAGUGGGAAAGCAUCACUGCUGAGCUCCAUGUUUGGACUGCAGUCUGCAGUGGGUGCUGGCAGGAGUACCAAGGGUGCCUUCAUGCAGCUGCUCAAAGUAUCAGAGGAGAUGAAGACAGACUUUGACUAUGUUUUAGUGGUGGACACUGAAGGUCUGCAGGCUCCUGAGCUGGACGGUAACACCACUCGUUACCGUGACAAGGAACUGGCGACAUUUGUCGUUGGUCUGGGAAACGUGACACUGAUCAGCAUCUUUGGAGAUGAUCUGUUGAAGAUCCAAGACGUUCUGCAGAUUGUUGUUCAGGCUUUGAUGAGGAUGAAGAAAGUUCAGCUUUCUCCCAGAUGUGUGUUUGUUCAGGAUGUUCCAGAUGUUGCAGCAGCAGAGAAGAACGUGGACAGAAAGAGACGCCUGCAGGAACAUCUGGACCAGAUGACCAAACUAGCAGCUGAAGAGGAGCUUUGUGAUGCUGAGCACUUCAGUGAUGUCAUUGAAUUUGAUGUUCAGGAAGAUGUGAAAUACUGUGGGCAGCUGUGGGAGGGCAGUCCACCCAUGGCUGCUCCUAAUCCAGCUUACAGUGAGAGCCUCCAAGAAGUGAAGAACACCAUCCUCUCUAAAGCUUCAAAGUCUGCUGGGAUCACUCUCUCACAGCUCAGAAACAAAAUUCAGGACCUGUGGAACGCCCUCCUCGGUGAAAACUUUGUUUUCAGUUUCAAGAACACACCUGAAGUUGUAGUGUACAGAAAACUGGAGGUUCUGGCCAUUAAGCAGACCUCAGACCUGAGGAGUAACAUGAAGACCACUGAAGACCAGCUUCUUAGCACAACUGAGAAUGGAACGCUCUCCGAGGCAGCGCAUGGAGAAGCCAGAGGAUUCAUUGAAUCAGAAGAAAUUCCUGGAGUUAGAGAAGCCCUGCAGAACAAAGACCCUGCUGCAGUAGCUGCAAAGAUUCAACAACAUUUAGAAAAACAAGAUAAUAUUCCACUAAAUAUCGCCAUCACAGGAGAAUCUGGUUCUGGUAAAUCCAGCUUUGUUAAUGCUUUCAGAGGUAUGAGUGAUGAUGAUGAGGGAGCUGCUCCUACUGGUGUGAAACAAACCACCUCAGAGGUCACACCGUACCCCCAUCCCAACUAUUCCAGUGUUACUUUGUGGGAUCUUCCUGGUAUCGGCACCACCAAGUUUCCAGCUGAUAAGUACCUGGAGCUUGUUGGAUUUGAGACGUUUGACUUCUUCAUCAUCAUCUCAGACACUCGCUUCAGAGAAAAUGACGUGAAACUCGCUCAGGAGAUUCAGAGGAUGAAGAAAAAGUUCUACUUUGUUCGCUCAAAGAUUGACAACGAUAUAAAUGCUGAGAGGAGAAAGAGAGACUUCAGUGCAGAGAGGACUCUCAAAGUAAUCAGAGACGACUGCGUUCACAGUCUACAAGGCAUCGAGUCUCCACGGGUCUUCCUGGUGUCGAGUUUUAAGCAGCACUGGUGUGAUUUCUUUCUUUUACAAGAGACCUUAGAGAGAGAACUUCCUAUGAAGAAGAGAGAUGCUCUGCUGUUUGUCAUGCCCAACUUCAACCCAGAGAUCAUCAUCAAGAGGAAAAAAGCUUUUCAGUCCAAAUUAAAAUACUACGCUAUUGGAUCUGCAGCUGGAGCACAUGAUCAAGUUCCUGGUCUUUCUAUUGCUGUUGAUGCUGCUUUGCUGGUUGAUGCUGUCACACAUUAUGUUCAUGCGUUUGGUCUCGAUAUCCCGUCUCUGAAGAGACUUUCUCAUAGAACAGGUGUGCCAUACACUGAUCUACGUGCCAUCAUCAUUUCACCACUGGCUGCAGCAGAAAUAACUACAGAGCUCCUCCUGAAGGUGAUGAGCCAACUUGGUUGUGUAGCUACAUUAAUUGCAGCAGAGGAAGCAUCCAGAUUUAUUCCAUUCAUUGGAAUCCCAGCAGCAAUGGUUCACUCUUUCACCACAACUUAUAAAGUUCUGAAUGUUAUCCUCAAUCAGCUUGCUGAAGAUGCUCACAGAGUGUUUGAAAAAGCUCUGGAGCUAUAAAAA